Cucumis sativus (cucumber) is the source of this 1278-nucleotide messenger RNA. Its product is annotated as cytokinin riboside 5'-monophosphate phosphoribohydrolase LOG1. Gene Ontology annotation, molecular function: hydrolase activity, hydrolyzing N-glycosyl compounds. The transcript has 7 exons. The coding region runs from base 198 to 854 and encodes 218 amino acids. The record is from RefSeq and is a predicted model, not a curated record. Lineage: Eukaryota; Viridiplantae; Streptophyta; Magnoliopsida; Cucurbitales; Cucurbitaceae. Gene Ontology annotation, biological process: cytokinin biosynthetic process. Gene Ontology annotation, cellular component: nucleus; cytosol.
AGAGAGAGAGAAGAAAGAAGAAGAAGAAGGAAUUAAGAAUUAGCAGCGUCAAUAUUUUUUUGUUCCUUUGCAGUGGCAGUGGCAGUGGCAGUGCAGCCUAUAUAUUUAACCACACCACACAUCCCUUCUUUCUUCACCAACUUCAUACCUCACCACAAAAUCAAAAACACUGACUCUGAGGCACACUCUCUUCUUUAAUGGAGAUGGAGAAUCAACCCAAAUCACCCAUUUUCAAGAGGAUUUGUGUUUUCUGUGGUAGCAGCCCUGGCAAGAAAACUAGUUAUAAAGAUGCUGCCAUUGAACUUGGAAAAGAACUUGUUUCGAGAGAUAUUGAUCUGGUUUACGGAGGAGGUAGUGUUGGAUUAAUGGGAUUAGUAUCUCAAGCUGUUCAUAAUGGUGGUCGUCAUGUUGUUGGAGUUAUCCCCAAGACCUUGAUGCCAAGAGAGAUAACUGGAGAGACAGUGGGAGAAGUGAAGGCAGUAGCAGAUAUGCAUCAAAGGAAGGCUGAGAUGGCCAGGAGAUCCGAUGCCUUUAUCGCUUUACCUGGUGGCUAUGGAACUUUAGAAGAACUGCUUGAAGUUAUCACCUGGGCUCAACUGGGAAUUCAUGAUAAACCGGUUGGAUUGUUGAAUGUGGAUGGAUAUUACAAUUCCUUGCUGUCUUUCAUUGAUCAAGCUGUGGAAGAAGGUUUUAUUAGUCCAAGUGCUCGUCAUAUUAUUGUAUCAGCACCUAAUGCAAAGGAAUUGGUGAAGAAAAUGGAGGAGUAUGUUCCAAGACAUGAAAGAGUUGCUUCAAAGCAUAGCUGGGAGAUUGAACAAUUAGGGUACCCUCCAAAAUGUGACAUCUCAAGAUGAAAUGAAAUUUCAAUACAACUUGACAAAGGGAAGCAAAGAUGAAGACACACUACUCUUUUGGUAAAAUGGAAGCCACUAAUUUUAUUUAGAACACCAACAAAUUUGCUGAAGUUGGUCUUUUUUUCUUUUUUUCUUUUUUUAAUUAUGAUGAUUCUGCUAUUGUAAACUACCAAAAAAAAAAAAAAGAAAAAAAAAAGAGAAGAAGAAGAAAAAGAAAAACUGACAUAAAAAGAAGUAUUGAAGAGUUUAUGUAGUUUGGUAUUGGAACUUGGCUUCCUAAUUAGUUGUGUUUUAAGUUUUUUGUUUCUCAAAAGAUAGGAUGGUAAAAUGGACCCUUAGUUAGCUUAUAUCAAAUCAAUGUAUCUAAUGUUAUUGACAUUUUGAGUUUAAAUUAUCUAUGUACAUUUUUAACCUUCCUUCUUUA